This is a messenger RNA of Fonsecaea erecta, 357 nucleotides long. RefSeq lists its product as hypothetical. The transcript has 2 exons. The record is from RefSeq and is a predicted model, not a curated record. NCBI's taxonomy places the organism in Eukaryota, Fungi, Ascomycota, Eurotiomycetes, Chaetothyriales, Herpotrichiellaceae. The coding region runs from base 1 to 357 and encodes 118 amino acids.
AUGGAUCUCACGGCGGUUUUGGCGCUUUUCACCUUCCUCUUCGCCCUCGCGAGCGCCGGUGACCCUCAUGACGCGGAUGACUUCUGUGUUGCAGCAUGCAAGAAGAUGAACGGGGGCUGGAUGGCUUCAAGUCCUACCUGCGCCGGGGUGACUGCUGACUACUGUGAGACCUACUGCGAUUGCUCUUGGGACGGCAUCAUGACUUGCAGCAACCAAGGUGUCAAAUGUUCAGAGGAUGCCGUCACCAAUACCUGCAAACAAGGAUUGUCGGCACAGUGGGAAUGCUGGUGCCAAGACCUAUCUAUGUACGCCCAAGGAUGGGGUACAGGCAAAGGCGAGACCUGUGGUAGUAGUUAG